CACUCACACACACUUCACGCGCAGUGCAGUGAAGGACGCGAGCUGAAGCUGAAGGAGUCUGCAGCGCGCGCAGUCACCGGGGUUCUCGGUUAAGGGGAUUCGGCGGAAGCGGAUUAACGGAUUUAAACCGGUCUAUAGACAGCUGUUAAUAAAGCAGUUCCGGUUCCGCUGGUGUAUGGCCGAGCGCCAUGGCCGCGCUGUUCGAGUGCAGGGUCCAGUUCUUGGACGACACUGACCCGUUCAACAGCACCAACUUCCCGGAGCCCGCGCGCCCGCCGCGGUACGCCUUCCGCCGGGACACGCCGCUGGGAGACCAGCUCGCCGCCGUGCACGCGCUCCUGCGCCCGCCGCACAAGUUAGAUGACUGUGCUCUUCAGCUCUCCCACAACGGCACAUAUUUGGACUUGGAAUCAUCUCUUGAUGAACAGAUUGAUGAACUUGAGGGGUUCGAGCAGGAUGACUGUGGAGUGAAGGGAAAGAAACACAGUAUUAUCCUGAGGACUCAGCUGAGUGUGCGUGUUCAUGCCUGUAUCGAGAAGCUGUAUAACUGUAAUGGCAGAGACCUCAGGAGGGCUUUAUUUUCUCUCAAACAGAUAUUUCAGGACGAUAAGGACCUGGUCCAUGCAUUUGUGAUGGCGGGGGGACUCACGUGUCUGAUUAAAGUCGGAGCCGACGCCGACCAGAACUACCAAAACUACAUCCUGCGAGCUUUAGGUCAGAUCAUGCUCUAUGUGGAUGGCAUGAAUGGGGUCAUAGGUCAUCGGGAGACCAUCCAGUGGCUCUACACUCUGAUUGGCUCAAAGUUUCGUCUAGUAGUCAAGACAGCCCUGAAGCUCCUGCUGGUGUUUGUGGAAUAUUCAGAGUCCAACGCCACGCUGCUCAUUCAAGCCAUCAAUGCUGUCGAUGCAAAGAGAGGACGGAAACAGUGGUCCAAUGCCAUGGAGAUAUUAAACGAGAAAGACGGAGUGGACACGGAGCUGCUAGUGUACACCAUGUCCCUCAUUAACAAGACUCUGGCAGGUCUGCCUGAUCAGGAUUCAUUCUAUGAUGUGGUGGACGUUCUGGAGGAGCAGGGCAUCGAACUCAUGACUUCACGCUACAGCACACACAGGAGCACCGAUCCUGAGCUCCGGGAGCAGAUCGGAAUCUACGAGGUAACACUUCAGCAUGAGGAUGGCGAUGACGAUGGUCAGGCCCCGCCCACAGGUUGCUGUGGAAACCUCAGGUCCACCGUGGGCAGGGCUAAGGGUCAGGGUUUAGAGAGACGCCGCAGUCGCAGGCACUCAUUGGGCAGAACGGGCCACAACUCCCCUUUAAGCCCCGCCUCCUCACAUAGGACAAACUUAAACAGGAGUGAGGAGAGAGCAUCGUCAAGUGCAUUGAAACCUCUGCCUGUCAUAGAGGAGGAGUGUGAGGAAGGGGAAGACACUCCACUUACAGAGUCAAACUCAGAUGAUGAUGAUGAUGAUGGUGGUGAUGAAGAGGGAGAAACUAAACCCUUUAGUCAGAGUGUUAUCAGUGAUCAGUCAGAUCGUCCCAGUGCAGAAGUAGAGGAAGAGAAGUGUGUGUCUGAGGGCUGUGUCAAGCCACCAUCAUUGCUAGCAUCUUUACUAGCCCAGCGCAAGUCCUCAGUCACAGUUCCACCCUGCUCUGAGAUGACUCCGCCCCUCCGUGGCUCUACCCGCACACAGGAGCUCCUCCCGUACAUCCCUCACUCUCCAUUUCAUCUCUUUUCCUAUGACAUCGAGGAGGAGGUGGAGCUAAAACAGAGGAACAGUGAAAGGCAGGCGAGAUCAUUUUCCACUCUUAGUGCUCCAUCUACUCCCACCAAACAGCAGAAUGACAGGCCUCCUCUCCUUCUGUCCUCCUCCUAUCGGCAGCAUCAGGAGUCCCUGGCAGCAGAGAGAGAGAGGCGGAGGAUUGAACGGGAGGAGAGACUACAGAGGAUAGAGAGAGAGGAGAGGAAUCGACACAGUCGGGACUAUGCUGUGAACAUGGAGGAGGCUCGAUUAGCUCGGGAGCAAAGAUUUAAAACUGCAGAAAAGUUAGCAGCGGAGGAAUACGAGCGAGAACGAGUGCGGUCAGCACCUCAUGGCUUCUCAGACAUCUGUCAAUCAUCUCAGGAUGACACACCCACUUCUGUCAUGUCACAGGAGGAUGUGGACAUACCCUCUACAUCACACCUGCCAGACGACGAGUUAGAAUCAGACUUGCUCACCAACUCAGAACCUGAACAAAAGGAUCAGGAAGAGGAAGAAGAGGAGAUCAGUGUUGAACAGGUCAUGGAAGAGGCAGCAGAAGAAAGGGAGGAGCCUGUAGAGGAAGGGGAGGAACCUGCAACGGAAGUGGAUGAGCCAGAUAACAAUACUCAGGAUGCAGAAGUGGAAGACAGUGGAAUCUUGAGUGAUAAAGAACGACAGAAUGAAGAAGUGAAUGAGAAAGAUAACUGCUCGGCGUCUAGUAUCUCAUCAUCCAGUAGCACUCUGGAGAAAGAGACAGGUCUGAGCAGUGAGCAAAGUAGAGACAUCCUAAAUAGCAAACUCUUCAUGCUGGACAUGCUCUACUCACAGAGCAUGAAACCCGGAGAGGAAGAAGAGGAAGAAGAGGCAGAGCUUGAAAAGGAAGCUGGUACACAAGAAAAUGAAAGUGUGGAGUCAGUGGUGGUGGACGGAUCUAAUGUGAGUGAUGAAAACAGCGGUGAGAAGAAGCUCGAGAGUAGAACAGUGCGAGCUUUUGCUGAACGCUUUGGAGACCUUGUCAAAGGCCUGAGCUCUCCACCAGUUGAAAUGGAGGAAGAGCAGAAGCCCCUCCCUCCACCACCAGCUCCACCCCCCAAAAAAGAGUCUGACCAUAUAUGGGAUCAACUAAUGGCAAAGCCUCAUGAGCUGCGCAUCAGAGACAUCGACUUCACAGAUUUGGGUGAUGAGGAUGAACAGGACAUCCUGGAUUCAGAAGGUUUUAUUGGGUCAGGAGCUCUGGCUCCACCUCCACCUCCCCCUCCUCCAUGCCCCUUCAACAUGACCCCUCCCCCACCCCCUCCAGCCCCUGGAGCUGGGCCAGUUCCACCUCCUCCCCCUCAGCCAGAGUGCUCGCUCUUCCAGAAGAAGAAGAAGACGAUCCGUUUGUUCUGGAGUGAAGUGAGGCCAGACGAGUGGAGGUUUCUGGGACUAAGACGGGGACACUUGUCCCUAUGGUCAAAACUGGAACCAGUGAAACUGGACAUGAGCAAACUGGAGCACCUUUUUGAGAGCAAGUCCAAGGAAAUGAAUGUAACCAAGAAAGCAGCAGUGGAUGGUAAAAGGCAAGAGAUCAUUGUCCUGGAUUCCAAACGCAGUAAUGCCAUUAACAUCGGGCUCACUGUGCUCCCUCCACCACGAACCAUCAAAUCUGCUAUACUCAACUUUGACGAAUAUGCACUCAACAAGGAGGGCAUUGAGAAGCUCCUGAUGAUGAUUCCAACUGAAGAGGAGAAGCAGAGGAUUCAGGAAGCUCACAUGUUGAAUCCUGAUAUUCCUUUGGGCAGUGCUGAGUCCUUCCUACUAACUCUUUCUUCCAUCAGUGAACUCUGUGCUCGCCUCCAUCUCUGGGCUUUCAAAAUGGACUAUGAAACCAUUGAGAAGGAAGUGGCAGAGCCUUUACAGGACUUGAAGGAGGGCAUGGAGCAGCUGGAGAAGAAUAAGACAUUCCGCUACAUCCUCUCAGCCGUGCUUGGUAUUGGCAACUUCCUCAACGGAUCUAAAGUUAAAGGUUUUGAGCUGAGUUACCUGGAGAAGGUUCCAGAGGUGAAGGACACAGUGCAUAAACAAUCUCUACUGCACCAUGUCUGCUCUGCAGUAGUGGAAAACUUCCCAGAUAGCACAGACCUUUAUUCAGAGAUUGGCGCUAUUACACGCUCUGCUAAGGUAGACUUUGACUUGCUGCAGGAGAAUCUGUCACAGAUGGAACGCCGGUGCAAAGCAUCAUGGGAAAAUUUGAAGCUGAUCGCCAAGCACGAGAUGAAACCAGCACUCAAGCAGAAGUUGACUGACUUCCUGAAGGACUGUGCAGAGAGGAUUAUCAUACUGAACACUGUACAUCGCCGCAUUAUCAACCGGUUCCACAUGUUCCUGCUGUUUCUCGGACACCCAGCGUCUGGAAUUCGUGAGAUCAGUGUUCAUCGAUUCUGCAAAAUCGUUAGUGAAUUCGCGCUGGAGUACAGAACCACAAGAGAGAGAAUACUCCAGCAAAAACAGAAACGAGCUGACCAUCGUGAAAGGAACAGAACACGCGGCAAGAUGAUCAUGGACAUCAAUGCUGUGACUGAUGAUGAAGAAGAGAUUGGGACAAGUCAGAAAGCUGGAAGCAGCUGCAGCAGUAGUGUCCCUACUGUAAGAAAAAAUGAAGUGCAGGGACUGAACCAUGAGGAAGAUGCAGCAGAGCAUGAAAAUAUGAAAGCAGUACUAAAGAGAAGCCAGCAGAGUAGCAGGACUGAGAUGUGUGGAGUACCGGGACUACGCACUAGGACAAGGGCAAGACCCAGCAGAAGUCGUACUGCGUUAGCAGCUGCAAAUGAAGAUGGCAUGCCUGAUGAUGCAGCUGACGAGAUCAUGGAACGAAUAGUACGUUCUGCUACACAGAAUUCACACGAUCGCGCCCAACCACGUGAACGGAGACGCUCGCGCGCCAACCGUAAAUCAUUGAGGAGGACAUUAAAGAAUGAUUUGACCCCAGAGGAGGCACAAGCCCUGGGUUUGGAAGCCUCUGUGAUGCAGUGAUGGCUUCAGUGACAUCGUAGAGUGACUACAGAAUGUCUCAGCAGGAACAGCAAAAACAAGCAAGACUGUACUGUUAUUUGCAAGAAUCUCUGUUUUCUGAACAUUUUAGUAAAAAAAUAUCAUUUAAAAAUUACAUUUGCAGUAUUCCUUUAAUAACAUUACUUUGGGUAAUACACCCUUUUUCAGCAACUCUUUGCUGAAUUCUUUUGAUUAGAGAGAUUUAACACAGGGAUUCUUGUUUGGUUUUAGGGAUUUUCUUUAUUUUGGAGAAUAAAUGUCUUGAAAACACUAGAAAGUGUUCAGUAUUAAAACUCAGGAAAAGUAAUGAAAUGACCCUUACAAUAACUGAGGGGAUUCAAUUGAGGGAAAGUGGACGAGGAUGCAUUAAAAUGAGUAUUGCUUUUUCACUCUCUGUAGUAUGUGGGCUUUAAGCAGUGCCUUUCAUUAAUAGCUUUAAUUCACUGUUUAUUUUUCUCUGCUUAUUUUAUUUUACUGCUUAUUUUAUCAAGCACAUUUGACCAUGUUUAUGUUUUAAUUCAUUAAAAAGAAUAACCUUGAAUGACAUUACUGUAGUAAUGUUUUGUACAAUAGGAUUGAGCUUAACCAUCCUGCACACAUUAUUUGGGAGAUUUAUGGUAAAAUUAAAGAUUUAUAUUGGUUACAUAUGAACAAAAGCCAUAUUUAUGUAUUUUUAAAGUGUAAUUUAAUGGUUGAUAUUACCUUUCAUUUCAAAUUAUUCUGAAAAAAAGACCUUGUAAUAUUUUGGUUUUGUACAAAAUUUCCAAAUGCCCUUCUUUAAUACUGUUAUGUAGUAUGUUUAUAUUUUCUAUGUAUUAUAUGCUGUUGUACUGUAUAAAUGUGUUACAUUUUAAUUUAAUGAAGAUAUUUAAAAAACCUUGCACAGUCAUGAACACAGCUGUGCUUUACGUUUACACACAGCACUUGAUAUGUACUGCAGUGCAUGGCUUUUAUUUAUUUAUUUAUUUAAAAAAUAAAAGCGAGUGUUUUUGUGCA
Molecule: messenger RNA, 5768 nt
Organism: Pangasianodon hypophthalmus (striped catfish)
Lineage: Eukaryota; Metazoa; Chordata; Actinopteri; Siluriformes; Pangasiidae
Gene: fhod3a
Product: formin homology 2 domain containing 3a
Exons: 30
Coding region: 189-4754 (1521 amino acids)
Biological process (GO): actin filament network formation; cardiac myofibril assembly; sarcomere organization
Cellular component (GO): cytoplasm; cytoskeleton
Molecular function (GO): actin filament binding
Source: RefSeq, a predicted model, not a curated record